Daphnia magna is the source of this 995-nucleotide messenger RNA. Its product is annotated as trypsin. The transcript has 5 exons. Lineage: Eukaryota; Metazoa; Arthropoda; Branchiopoda; Diplostraca; Daphniidae. The record is from RefSeq and is a predicted model, not a curated record. Gene Ontology annotation, biological process: proteolysis. Gene Ontology annotation, molecular function: serine-type endopeptidase activity. Bases 82 to 861 code for a protein of 259 amino acids.
CGGAGGGGGGAAAAAAAAUGCCAACUUUUUCGAAAAAGAAAACCGAUUGCACUGUUAAGGUCGCUUCGUAACAGCAGCAGAAUGAAAGUUGCCAUUGUGAAAGCCAUCAUAUUCAUCGGAUGCUUUUUCGUAUCAGCCUUGGCCAUUUCCCAAGGCGACGACGCAGGGGAAGGGGAAUUUCCCUACAUAGUUUCCGUUACGUACAACGACGAACACAUUUGCGGCGGAUUCAUCUACAGUAACUAUUUCGUUCUAACGGCAGCCUCCUGUCUAAUUGGAAAAUCGCCAUGGAACACGGCCGUGGUAAUUGCCCAGUUGUCGUUAAUCCAGCCAGAUGUGGAUGAACUCCGCAUUCAAGCUCUUUCCUUCUACAUUUACCCAGAGUACGAAGAAGUAUACCACACUAACGACCUAGCGCUCAUCAAAGUAAACCAACCGAUCCCUUAUGGACCCCACGUUAACUUUAUCUAUUACGAAGAAGCAAACGACACUGACACUUCAGCAACGGUGAUGGGCUGGGGAGCAACUCAGGAUGGAGGAGCUCCUUCUACAAAGUUACGUAAAGCAGUUGUAACCCUUCCGGCCGAUUGCCAGUCUUACGGAAUUGACGAGUUUGUGAUAAACACGAUGAUCUGCGCUGGAAUCAAUGAAAUUGACAAAGCAAGUCCUUGCAAUUACGAUCAAGGAUCACCACUAGUCCAAGGCAAUUACGCGAUUGGUAUUAUGUCCAAAAAUCGCGGAUGCAGUGGAAAUUUCGCGCCUACUAUCUACACGCGAUUGUCUACCUUCCACCCUUGGAUAGGAAAUACAGCCGGCAAACAACCUACCCCAACUACUCUACGCACACAUCGCUAUACUUAAACCAUAUUUGUAACCACCCAUGUUCGCUAGAAGACCCUACAUUGUUGCUGGGAGUCUCAUUUAAAAAAACCCCACAAAUUCUGAUCGUGCAUUAUUCGUUUCCCAUUUGGUCGCAAUAAAAAUAGUUUCCUGUC